CCCCAGCAUUAAAGAAAAAAAAAAUCACCAUCAAUGGCCGCCGAAAGCGUGUUAUGAAUCCAUCUUUGAUUUUAGUGAAAUUUAAUUAAAAAACAAUUAAAUAAGUAGCAAUUAGUGUUUAAAUAUCUAAGUUAGGGUAUAAUCUUAGUUGGGGACUAUGUAAUGUGUGUGUUUUUAGUGUAGUAAAGUGUUAAAAUUGAAGACAAUAUAGUGGCUUGGCAAUCAUGACGCAGUUUUUGCCACCCAAUUUAUUAGCGUUAUUUGCUGCAAGGGACCCGAUUCCUUACCUUCCUCCAGCCGCAAAACUUCCUCACGAGAAGAAACAAAAGGGCUACGAUGGCGUCGGAGCAUUCCUCAACAUUUUUGAGCACCCAUCAGAAACUCCCCCACCGACUCGCGUGGAGACAAGAGAAGAACGACUGGAACGCAGACGGAGAGAGAGAGCGGAGCAGACAGCGUACAAGUUAGAACAGGAGAUCGCGCUAUGGGACCCCACAACCAAUGCGAGGGCCACUAUGGACCCUUUCAAGACUCUGUUUGUGGCUAGAAUUAACUAUGAUACUUCAGAAUCUAAGUUACGGAGAGAGUUUGAAGGUUAUGGAGCUAUUAAAAAAAUAUGCAUGAUAUACAACAAAGACAACAACAAACCUCGCGGUUACGCCUUCAUCGAGUACGAACACGAACGAGACAUGCACUCCGCGUACAAACAUGCAGACGGCAAGAAGAUUGAUGGCAAGCGGGUACUAGUCGAUGUCGAGAGGGCUCGCACGGUUAAGGGGUGGCUGCCGAGACGACUGGGCGGAGGACUGGGCGGCACCCGUCGCGGCGGCGCCGACGUCAACAUCAAGCAUUCCGGCCGCGAGGACAACGAGCGCGAGCGGGAGCGAUACCGCCUCGAGCAGCGCGAGCGAGACGAGCGGCCCCGCCACGACGCCAGGCCUGACCGGACGCAGACGGCAGGCGGUCGCCGGCGGUCUCGGUCGCGGUCGCGUCGCCGUUCCGCGUCGCGAUCCCGCAGACGCGAUCGCGAUCGCGAGCGUGAGCGCGACCGAGAGGCGCGGGAGCGCGAUCCUGAGGAUGCUGAGCGGACCGCGGCCCGGCGUCGUCGCUCGUCUCGCUCCCGCUCGCCGCGGCGGCGCGAGCGUCGGGAGCGCGACAAGGAGCGCGAGCGCGAGCGCGACAAGAAGCGCUCGCGACGCGACAAGGAGCGGAAGGAGCCGAAAGUCAAGCCAGAGGAUAUUAAGAUCAAGGAGGAGCCUAUGGACGAAGGGAGACUCAAACAUGGUGAUGUUAAGGAGUUUAUUGAUGAUUAUCCAGAAUUCAGUAUGGCGCCCUUGGACGUGCAGAUCAAGCAGGAACCGAACGAGGACGAAAAUAAAUACAACCCGGAAGAUACGAACGGCGACGACUAUAACUAUUAGUUCUAUAGCUAUUAACAUGAGAGCACUUGGUAAGGUUUGUGCGCGGUUUCUCACGGUAAAAGCGCGGUUUUUUUAAGGUAAAAUGACGGUUUUUGCAGAAACUUCGGUAAAAUACGGUUUUCCAGAGCAGAAACGUUUUUUUGGAUGCGAAAAAGACGGUAUUUGCUGCAAAAGUUACGGUUUUUUAGGCGAGGAUCGAUGGUUUUUCGGCAGUUCUAGUUAUCGGCACUAAUCUUGAGCUCUGACCUUCACCUGUGCAGAAGUAAUUUAUUGGGUCCCUUUUGUGGUAUGAAGUGAGGCGCGGGGGCGGGCUAAAGCGGUGAUUGGCCCGCAGCGCAUCGCGUCAUAGCCGUCGCUCGGGAUUGGUUCUUUGCUAAUAAAUCACUUCUGCGCAGAUUUAGGUCAGAGCUCAAGAUUCGUGCCGAUAACUAUAACGGUUUUUUGGACGCGAAAAAACUGAAUUUGCCGUAAAAGCUACGGUUUUUUUUUUAGGCGAGGGAUGAUAGUUUUUUGACAGUAAUAAAAUUGUGUGUAUUUGUAAAGCAAGAAAAAACCUUACCUUUUAUGGCAUAGAAACCGUAUUUUUAUGUGGAAAACCUUACUUGUUUAUUAAUCGUAAUUAGGACUUUUUGCUGUAUCGAAAACCGUUAUUUUCCCCAAAGAGAAAGCCGUUCUUUUCACAUAAAACUGUGUGCGUAUAAAAAGCCUUAAGUGCGAGAAAAAUCUACAAUAUUAUAAUUCCAUUAUUUCAAGUUUAGGUAAAUAAUACCUAGUGUUGAGAUCUCUCAUAAAUAGUCAAGUUUGUAAUUAUGUAAGAACUCUGAUUAAUAUUAAACCAACCGAUUAAAUAAAUAGUUUUAACAA
Messenger RNA from Helicoverpa armigera (cotton bollworm), 2285 nucleotides. It is a transcript of the gene snRNP-U1-70K, whose product is annotated as U1 small nuclear ribonucleoprotein 70 kDa. The transcript has 10 exons. Lineage: Eukaryota; Metazoa; Arthropoda; Insecta; Lepidoptera; Noctuidae. Gene Ontology annotation, biological process: mRNA splicing, via spliceosome. The record is from RefSeq and is a predicted model, not a curated record. Gene Ontology annotation, cellular component: precatalytic spliceosome; U1 snRNP; U2-type prespliceosome. The coding region runs from base 225 to 1421 and encodes 398 amino acids. Gene Ontology annotation, molecular function: U1 snRNA binding; mRNA binding.